AUGGCGGCGACACUCGGCUUCGGCACGGCGCGCCUUGUAAGGGGCCACGCCUUGAGCCCUUUGCGGCGGCGAUGCGCCAGCGCGGCAUCGCGACGGCCCUCGACGGCCUCGUUGCGUCCGCGGACACCCAGCACGGCACGCGACUUUUCGUCAGGGCCCUCGGGCCAGCGCCCUCGGUUCUCCCAAAGACUGGGUGAUGCACUCCGCAACACAAAGAUCACGUGGUACCAUAUUCCUGUCGGGCUCGGCGUGGGAUUUUUGGGCUUGGUCCAGUUCUACAAGGUCCAGGCGCGGGAGCGGGAGAAGCAAGAAGGCGGCGACAAGCCAAAGCCCCGACCAAGAAUACAACCUGAUGGACCAUGGCAAGUCCAAGUCAUGUCGACUCUGCCUCUCAAGGCCAUAUCUCGCCUCUGGGGCAGGUUCAACGAAUUGACCAUACCAUACUACCUACGCGUGCCUGGAUUCAAACUAUAUUCUUGGGUCUUCGGAGUCAACCUUUCUGAAGUUUCCGAGCCCGAUCUCCAUGUCUACCCAAACCUUGCCGCCUUUUUCUACCGCACCCUGAAACCCGGUGCGCGACCUCUCGACCCCGAUCCACAGGUGCUUCUGUCGCCAUCGGACGGCAAGGUCCUCCAGUUUGGACAAAUUGACGGUGGCAACAUUGAGCAGGUCAAAGGCAUGACAUACUCGGUCGACGCCCUACUCGGCAAGCACACGCCGAGCCCCAGCACCUCCAGCGCGUCACCGGUCGGCAGCGGCACCAGCACGCCCCGACAGCGCGAGCACGACUCUGGUAGCGACAACGACGUCAUCGGCAGGGACGAGGAGUUUGGCCGCGUUAACGGCAUCUCGUACACGCUACCCGACCUUUUGUCCGGGCAAAAGGACGACGGCGCGGCGACGGCGCAGCAGCAGCAGCAGCAGCAGCAGCAGCAGCAGCGUGCUGGCGCUGUCGAGGAUCAGUCGACGCAGCCUUCAUACUCGGCCGUCUCCGAGGUCCGCGCCGACCUGGCCCUCGGCGAGCGCGCGUGGUACGACGUCCUGCCGCGCGACAAAGCCACGUCGCUGUACUACGCCGUCAUCUACCUUGCGCCCGGCGACUACCAUCGCUUCCACUCGCCUGUGAACUGGGUCGUCGAGCGGCGGCGGCACUUUGCUGGCGAGCUCUACAGCGUGUCGCCGUACCUACAGCGCACGCUGCCAGGCCUCUUCACACUCAACGAGCGCGUCGUCCUGCUCGGCCGCUGGCGCCACGGCUUCUUCGCUUACGUCCCCGUCGGCGCCACCAACGUGGGCUCCAUCCGUGUGAACUUCGACCGCGAGCUGCGCACAAACAGCCUCACCACCGACACCGCCGCCGACCGCGCCGCUGAUGAGGCCGCCCGCCGCGGCGAGCCCUAUACCGGCUUCGCAGAGGCCACCUACCAGGCCGCAAGCCCCGUUCUUCAUGGCCAUGCUCUUCGCCGCGGUGAGGAAAUGGGUGGCUUCCAGCUCGGCAGCACCAUUGUUCUCGUCUUUGAGGCGCCCACAGCCUCGUCCGCCGGAGCAGCAGCAGACGGCGCCGAGAGGAAGGGCUGGGAGUGGAUGGUCGAAAAGGGCCAGACCGUCAAGAUGGGACAGGCGCUAGGCCGCGUGAAUGAAGAGUAG
Messenger RNA from Beauveria bassiana ARSEF 2860, 1647 nucleotides. Its product is annotated as phosphatidylserine decarboxylase. The record is from RefSeq and is a predicted model, not a curated record. Gene Ontology annotation, cellular component: mitochondrion. The transcript is spliced from 3 exons. Gene Ontology annotation, molecular function: phosphatidylserine decarboxylase activity. NCBI's taxonomy places the organism in Eukaryota, Fungi, Ascomycota, Sordariomycetes, Hypocreales, Cordycipitaceae. Bases 1 to 1647 code for a protein of 548 amino acids. Gene Ontology annotation, biological process: phosphatidylethanolamine biosynthetic process.